This is a messenger RNA of Metopolophium dirhodum (rose-grain aphid), 939 nucleotides long. RefSeq lists its product as uncharacterized. Gene Ontology annotation, biological process: DNA integration. The transcript has a single exon. The record is from RefSeq and is a predicted model, not a curated record. Gene Ontology annotation, molecular function: nucleic acid binding. The coding region runs from base 1 to 939 and encodes 312 amino acids. NCBI's taxonomy places the organism in Eukaryota, Metazoa, Arthropoda, Insecta, Hemiptera, Aphididae.
AUGGCCGAUCUUACAGCCAGUCGCGUAACACCGUGUCGACCAUUUCUACGUGUAGGUAUUGAUUUUGCUGGUCCACUUACCAUAGCCGAGAACCGUCACAAGAAUUCACGAUCAAUCAAGUGUUACCUUGCAAUUUUUGUGUGUAUGGUUGUUAAAGCGGUACAUAUCGAAGUGGUAUCAGAUCUAUCCACACCAUCGUUUCUAGCAUCCCUACACCGUUUUGUUACUCGACGUGGCACUCCGACCGAUAUUUAUACUGAUUGUGGAUCUAACUUCAAAGGUGCUGACCAGCAAUUACGACAAAUGAUGUUAGAUCCCACAGCUCAAACAACAUAUUCCAACAGUAUAUUAUGUAAGUGGCAUUUCAACCCUCCCGCAGCUCCACAUUUCGGUGGUCUGUGGGAAGCGGCUGUAAAAUCCACUAAGUAUCACUUGAAACGAGUAGUGGGUACUCAACGUUUGACUUUUGAAGAAAUGGCCACGUUAACAACUCGUAUCGAAGCCGUACUUAAUUCACGUCCGAUUACACCAAUAUCCACUGAUCCAAACGACUAUCGCGCAUUAACCCCAGGACACUUUCUCAUUGGCCACCCAAUGGUAGAAAUCCUAGAAGCAGAUGUGACCCAUGUGCUCCAAAAUCGCCUCAAUCGUUGGGAGCUUCUUCGACAAAUGUACCAGUCAUUCUGGAACAGUUGGUCCACAGAAUAUUUGUCAUCGUUACAACGACGUAAUAAAUGGACUGACCAUCAACCGAACAUCAAGGUUGACGAUUUAGUAAUAGUAAACUUGCCAAACCAACCACCAAUACAGUGGAAACUUGGUCGAAUCCAACAAAUCUCGGGCGUUGAUGGUGUGGUGCUUGUAGCCACAGUGCGGACAGAACACGGAACCCUCACACGACCAAUAGUAAAAUUAGCCAUGCUUCUCGUUGAUAGAUAA